Molecule: messenger RNA, 2420 nt
Organism: Corvus hawaiiensis (hawaiian crow)
Lineage: Eukaryota; Metazoa; Chordata; Aves; Passeriformes; Corvidae
Gene: CLEC14A
Product: C-type lectin domain containing 14A
Exons: 2
Coding region: 1-1644 (547 amino acids)
Biological process (GO): cell migration
Cellular component (GO): external side of plasma membrane; extracellular matrix
Molecular function (GO): extracellular matrix binding; extracellular matrix protein binding
Source: RefSeq, a predicted model, not a curated record
AUGGCUCAAGAUACUAACUUGACAACGCUAAGCAACAAGCUAACAAGACGGGCCCGGGCAUCUCGAGCACACGGGCCUGACACAGGGCCCGUGACCCCGGUCCCAGAGCUGCGGCUCUGGGCUUCGCCACCCUCUGGCCCCUUCGACAGCGCAGCUGGCACCGUCCUCCCCGCGGCUGGACACCCGCCCGCCGGGCUGGGCAAGCGCUUCCUGGCGGCGCCAGGACCUGCUUGCCCCGGGCCCUCCAACAAACGGAGGAUGCCGAGGUCAGCCCCGGCUCCCGACACGUUUCCUCCGGCAGGUCUGGGGGAGGGCCGUGGGAACGGGGUCGGCGCUGGAGAGGGACGGCGCGGGCGGCAGACGCCAGCCCAAGCCGGGUCCGAACGCCACCACAGCCGCCGCGCCCCUCAGCCCGCCGCCGGCAUGAGGCGGGCCGGGCCCUGGUGCCUGCUCCUGGCCGCUGCCUCCGCCCUGGCCCGGACCCCGCCACCCCCGCGGGCCGCCGUGCGCUGCCCGCCCGCCGGCGCCUGCUUCAGCGCCCACCUCGCCAACGUCUCGUACGCCGAGGCCCGCGGUGCCUGCGACCAGCGGCAGGGCGGCCUCGCUUGGGUCAGCGGCGAGCCCGAGCUGCGACUGCUGCUGGGGCUGCUGGCGGAGGCAGCGGUCCCCACGCCCGCGCUGUUCUGGGUCGGGCUGAAGAGGAACGCCUCCGCCUGCACCCACGAGGAGCAGCCGCUCCGCGGCUUCUCCUGGGAGGACGUUGGGGGUGGGACGGCCCCGCAGGAGGUGCCGGCGGCGCUCGGCCGGUGGGUGCAGGAACCCCUGCGGUCCUGCCUCACCGCCCGCUGCGCCGGGCUGCAUCUGGCCCGGAAUGGCCCCAGAUGGGGCUGGAAGGAGCGGGUCUGCCAGCUGGAAAGCCCGGGCUACCUCUGCAGGUAUCAGUACGAGGGUGCCUGCCCCGACCUCAGUCCCGCGGGCGCCCUCGACCUCGACUACCGCCUCCCCUUCGAGGAGCACAGCAGCGGCCCCGGCUUCAGCCCGCCGGGCACCGUACUGACGGUGGCUUGUCCCGGCGGGGAGGUGCGGUUCACCUGCCAGCCCGAGCCGGGCGGCUUCGCCUGGAAGGCGGCAGAGAAGCCCCUCUGCCCCUGCCCCUUCGGCCGCAGGAGCCCCGACAGCGGGCGGUGCGCCGAGGCCGCCGGGUGCCGCGAUGCCGCCGGCGGCGUCGCCUGUGCCUGCACACCGGACGGCCCGGGUGGCCCGGACGGGACUCCCUGCCCGGGCACGGGGCCGACCCCCACCGCUACAGGCGGCCCCGCGGAGCCGUCGGGUGCCAGGACGGAGGGGCGGCGUCCUUCCAUCCCUGCACCCGGCGGUUCCGUGGAGCCUCCCGCCACCACCACGGCCGCCGCCGGCGGAGAGAAGACGGCUGCUCCGCCGCCCUCCUCCUCUUCCAACUACGUUUUCAUCCUGGUGACAGUCGCGGUGGUGGUGCUGGUCAUCCUGGUCAUGACCGUCCUUGGGGUGUUCAAAAUCUGCUUCAACAAGCAAUCCGAGGGCCACGGGGACAAGGAGCCGCCGGAGGCCGGCAGCAAGGCGGAGGCAGGCUCAGCGGAGCCCAGCGGAGCAGCGGGCGGUGAAUAGCCCCGGACGGCCGAGGCCGCGUCCCUCGGGGCUGCCCUGAGCGGCAGCUCCCACCUGGGCCAGAGCUUGGCUCCCCACGUCCCUGCUGCCCCCCGCCCUGCUGCCGGGGGGAGCCGAGGGAGAGGCGCCGCGGGACUUGGCUGGGCAGGGCUUGCACAUUAUCAGGUGCAGGAGCGCGUAGCGACGUUCUUUUGAGGUGAUUGAAGCCUUUGGACAGUCAGGAAUUUUUGUCGGUCUGAAAAAGUUAUUUAGGUGCUGACUUCAGUAAAAUAUAAAUAGAUCAGCCUGGCUGACAGAGCGAUUGCAGCUGCAACAAUUGUGCAUUUUUAUCCUCUCAGAAACUCUUCGUUGGGUGCCUUACUUGGAGCAAGCAUAAAGUGGACCACUUUGAGCACUUGCAUCUUGUAAUCUAGAAUCUAGAUUUGUAGAUCUAGAAUUGUAAUCUUGUAAUCUGGAAGUCACUCUUUGCCUGAGUGGUACUUGGAGGCUCUCAUUUUCAAUCUAAUUGCUGGAACUUUUGGAGAGGUGAACUGCCAUAAUUUUGAAUGAAACUGUGACCCAUAUGCUUUCGUACUGACCUUAAAAAGUGAAAGUGUAUUUCUAUACAUAGAAAGUCACUAAACUGCUGAGGAAGUGAGAGGUUAAUGGGGAGUCAGUUUUAUACUUCAGCUGAUGAAAAUAAUAAAGGAUGAUGUAAAUCACUGCCCUGUUCAUUACUUCAUGCUCAUUUUUAUUGUAGCAGAGAAUAAAUUUUUCAGUUACAGUUUUUCUCCUAA